GCCGGCUCUCGGCGGGGCCGGGCCGGGCCGGGCCGGGCCGUGGGGAUAUUGGCGCCGGCCGCCCCGGCAGGUAGCGGAGGAAGGAGGAAGCGGGCGGCCCUGCCGGCCGGUGUGCGGGUAACUUUCUGCUUCCCCCGUUCCUGAAUUCGCGAUUUUUUUCCUCCGUUUCUGUUUGCGUUGUGGGUGUGGACCUGACGAGCUUCUUUCCUCUGGAGUCAGCAGAAGGACUUUUACCAUGAAUAAUUCUACUCCAGCUACAGCUAAUGGGAAUGACAACAAGAAAUUCAAAGGAAGCAGAUCUCCAUGCUCCCCUUCUCGUGUGCUUCAUCUUCGUCAAAUUCCAAGUGAUGUCACUGAAGCGGAAGUCAUUUCAUUAGGUCUCCCUUUUGGCAAAGUAACCAAUCUCUUGAUGCUAAAAGGAAAAAGUCAGGCUUUUUUGGAAAUGGCUUCUGAAGAAGCUGCUGUUACUAUGGUGAACUACUAUACUCCUGUUACACCUCUCCUCCGCAGUCAGCCUGUUUAUAUUCAGUAUUCCAAUCACAGAGAACUUAAGACUGACAAUCUACCUAAUCAGGCCAGAGCCCAAGCUGCAUUGCAAGCUGUGAACGCUGUGCAGUCUGGAGGCCUGGCUAUUACAAGUGCUCUUGCUGCUGAAGGUGGACUCCUUACAGGUCAAGGUUCUGUUCUUCGAAUCAUUGUUGAAAAUCUUUUCUACCCUGUCACUUUGGAAAUGCUGUAUCAGCUUUUCUCUAAAUUUGGACCUGUCUUGAAGAUUAUCACCUUCACAAAGAACAAUCAAUUUCAAACCUUGCUUCAGUAUGCUGACCCAAUCAAUGCAUAUUAUGCCAAAAUGGCUCUGGAUGGCCAAAAUAUCUACAAUGCAUGCUGCACUCUGCGUGUAGACUUCUCCAAGUUAACAAGCCUUAAGGUAAAGUACAACAAUGAUAAAAGCAGAGAUUUCACUCGCCUUGACCUUCCCCCUGGUGAUGGCCAGCCAGCCAUGGACUCCACCAUAUCUGCUGCCUUUGGCACCCAUGGUAUCAUGUUCCCACCAUAUGCAGGGGCUUCUGGAUUUGCCCCAGCCGUGGGCUUUCCUCAUGGUGCUGGUCUUUCAGUUCCAGCUCUUCCUGGAGCACUUGGUUCUCUUGCAGUCACCACAUCUGCAGCAUCUGGACGGAUAACUAUUCCAGGUGUUACUGGUGUUCCAGGAAAUUCUGUUUUACUGGUCAGCAACCUCAACCCUGAGGCCAUCACACCACAUGGACUUUUCAUCCUAUUUGGCGUGUAUGGUGAUGUGCAUCGUGUGAAGAUCAUGUUUAAGAAAAAAGAAAAUGCUUUGGUUCAGAUGGCAGAUGCAAUCCAGGCUCAACUAGCUAUCAGCAACUUGAAUGGACAGAGGCUUUAUGGGAAGGUCCUCCACGCUACUUUUUCAAAACAUCAGACUGUUCAGCUGCCUCGUGAAGGACAAGAGGACCAAGGUCUGACAAAGGACUAUAGCAAUAGCCCUUUACAUCGCUUUAAGAAGCCUGGCUCUAAGAACUUCCAGAAUAUCUUUCCUCCGUCUGCCACCCUGCAUCUCUCCAAUAUCCCGCCUUCUGUAACUGUUGAUGAUCUGAAGAACCUUUUUGCAGGUACUGGAUCUACUGUGAAAGCCUUCAGAUUCUUCCAGAAAGAUUGCAAAAUGGCUCUUAUCCAGCUGGGCUCUGUGGAAGAAGCAGUUCAUGCUCUUAUUGAGCUUCACAAUCAUGACUUUGGAGAAAACCAUCACCUCCGAGUUUCCUUCUCAAAAUCUACAAUCUGACUUUUCUGUGAACGUUCCUUUUAAGACAGCAUCGCAGUUUUGGUUAAGAUCUUCAAAUAGAGACUGAAGCAGCUGUGACCAACUCUGCCUCUUAAAAGAAAAAGCUUAUUCAUACACACAGCAAAGAAUUAGGGGAUGAUCUUUUCUGAUUGUAGCUGCCAGUAUGUGAUCAACAUUUAAUAUUCAUUCAUAAAAAGAUUCUUCUAUGAAAUGUCUUUUAGAAAUAAUAUUUAUCAUCAAAUUUCCUACUUAGAAUUUUCUUUUGAGAAUAUCUUUUUAGUUUUUAUUCCAAAUCAGCCUUACAAAACAUUUUGGAGUGCUUUUACAAUAUACCAAACAAACAAAAAAAAAUCUAACAAAAUGAUGAGUCUACUCUACACAUAUUAAACACUAAUUUGAAUGUGAAAUAGUGCUUGGAUUUCUUGAAGAAAAGCAAGCAUUGACUGUGAGUGCCCUCUGAAUAGUAUUUAUGUUACUGAGGUGUGUGUUCAUACUUUGGCAAAUCUUUACAAUUAACUUUUUUAAAAAAACAAAGUCUGUGCUGUUCAUAUGGGUUAAAUUAUUAGAGAAAAGGCAGUGCCUUCUCUGUGGAAUAAAAGAUAUUUGAUGAGUUUCUUCAAGAUGUGAUAUCAGAGUUUUAGCUUGACUUCAUCAUGUAAUGGAAGUUUGUGUUAUUUUUACUAUGAAGUCGUGUUGUGUAAUAGUAUUUUGGAGAAUAUAAGAGGGGAAAAUAGUCCUGAUUUCAAAGAGUUUUUUACAUUUCUUUAAAGAAAAAAAUGUUUACAAUCUUAUAGAAAAUAUUCAGGUCUAUGACGGUUUAAUGAAUUUUUAAGAAGUUAUUUUUGGUAAGGUCAUAUUUGGGGAUGAAAAAUUAAACCUCAGCAGUUUUUU
Cygnus olor (mute swan) is the source of this 2692-nucleotide messenger RNA. RefSeq names its product polypyrimidine tract binding protein 3 (gene PTBP3). Gene Ontology annotation, molecular function: mRNA binding. The record is from RefSeq and is a predicted model, not a curated record. Gene Ontology annotation, biological process: mRNA processing; regulation of RNA splicing. The transcript is spliced from 14 exons. Gene Ontology annotation, cellular component: nucleus. Lineage: Eukaryota; Metazoa; Chordata; Aves; Anseriformes; Anatidae. The coding region runs from base 236 to 1801 and encodes 521 amino acids.